AGCAAGCAGUCGAGGAUACAGAAACACCUAGGAUUACUGUGAUAGUGCCAGUGCAAAGUGUGUGCGUGUUAGAUCGUAACCGAGAAUCAGAGAAUCCGAGUCUCUAAGAACCCGUGACCCAAGAUCCAAGAGAACCCAAGCAACGCGUCUUUUCCGUCCACUCAACCCGUGACUAAGCAGCCAUGAAAGCCUUCAUUCUUAUGUCCUGUCUGGCCCUGGCCGCGGCCCGUCCUGAGGCCGGCUACAACUACAACCGUCCCGGAGGCGGCGGUGGCUCCAGCGGCGGAUUUGGAGGUGGCUCCAGCGGCGGCUUCGGAGGUGGCUCUAGUGGAGGAUUCGGAGGUGGCUCCAGCGGCGGUUUCGGAGGUGGCUCUAGUGGUGGAUUUGGAGGUGGCAGCGGCGGCGGAGGAGGCGGUGGCUUCGGAGGUGGAUUCGGCGGCGGCUCUGGUGGCGGAGGAGGAGGAGGCGGUGGCUUCGGAGGUGGAUUCGGCGGCAGCUCCGGUGGCGGAUUCGGAGGAGGCGGCAGCAUUGGCGGAUUCGGAGGUGGAGGCGGCGGCGGCGGUGGCACCACCUUAGUGCAGAAGCACAUCUACGUGCAUGUGCCGCCACCAGAGCAGGACGAAGUGCGUCAGCGCCCCAACCUGCCAGUUGGCCAGUCGCAGAAGCACUACAAGAUCAUCUUCAUUAAGGCCCCCUCCCCGCCCUCGUACCAGGCUCCAGUCAUCCCCCUGCAGCCCCAGAACGAGGAGAAGACCUUGGUCUAUGUGUUGGUGAAGAAGCCCGAGGACCAGCAGGACAUUGUCAUCCCCACACCGGCACCCACACAGCCCUCAAAGCCCGAGGUGUACUUCAUCAAGUACAAGACCCAGAAGGAGUCUGGCGGUAUCUCAGGUGGCAUCUCCGGUGGCAUCUCCGGCGGCGGCAGCGGUGGCUUCACUCAGUCCAACUCUGGCAGCGGCUACACCACCGGCGGCGGCGAUGGUGGCUUCACCGGCGGCGACAGCGGCUCCAUCUCGGCCCCGUCCAGCAACUACGGCCCACCCGGCAAGUCCGGCCCCUACUAA
Drosophila persimilis is the source of this 1064-nucleotide messenger RNA. It is a transcript of the gene TwdlT, whose product is annotated as pupal cuticle protein 36a. Bases 183 to 1064 code for a protein of 293 amino acids. The transcript is spliced from 3 exons. The record is from RefSeq and is a predicted model, not a curated record. Lineage: Eukaryota; Metazoa; Arthropoda; Insecta; Diptera; Drosophilidae.